Molecule: messenger RNA, 850 nt
Organism: Mytilus californianus (California mussel)
Lineage: Eukaryota; Metazoa; Mollusca; Bivalvia; Mytilida; Mytilidae
Exons: 7
Coding region: 94-705 (203 amino acids)
Source: RefSeq, a predicted model, not a curated record
CUUUAAAUGUUGUUUGGGAGGUGCUUUACUGUAUUCCGAUAUCAUUUAUGUCAGACUUAAGCUUGUAAAGACGUGCAGUAUAGAGCAGUCAAAAUGUACCAGCAAAUUGUGGUGUAUUAUAUGUUCACACUUUUAAAGCUUUCUGAAGGAAUGACAGAAUUUCCAUGUAAGUUUCCUUGUCCGUGGCACAAUAAAACAUUUGAGUUUUACAGUUCAGUUAAGACUACAAGAACAUGGAGGUUUAACGCUGAUGGCCAAACACUCUUCACUAGGGAUUCGAUGGACAUCGGUCAAUUUAUCCGCAAAUGUUAUCAAAUUACAGAACGAUUCAUUAUUCUUAGGGAUGGUGAUAGUCAGUACUUUAGAUGCUACCCGAUUUAUUAUAAUCCUGAAAUUCCUCUAGAGUUUAUACUGGGAAUCGGGGGUAUUUUUAGUUCUAUCAACCAGACAGGAGAAUUUACAGAUUUAUGUGAAUUUUGUAAAGAGCCGAGUUAUACAUGGAUUCUUUCUGCAACAGGACCACCGUCUAUCUCCACACUGUCGCUUGACUGCACUAGACCAUCAGGAUGUUCCCCGCCUGGUAAAGUUUGUAAUACGAGUGACACCAUCCCUAAAGCAUGCCCAACAACUGCAACACCAACUAUUACAGCAGAUCCAAAAACAAAGAAGAGCCACUGUGGAAAGAAGAAGCACAGUCGUCCAUGAAUUGAGGCAAAGACAAAAGAAGACAAUCGUUAAAUGUGUCACCUAACAGUUAAGACACAAAUAAAAAUUAAUCAAUCAAAUUUUGAUUUGUUAUAUGCCAUAAAAAAUAUAUAUAUUUAAAGAAUUCGUUAUCUGUUGAAUCUUA